Nezara viridula (southern green stink bug) is the source of this 703-nucleotide messenger RNA. The record is from the annotation of a GenBank genome assembly. NCBI's taxonomy places the organism in Eukaryota, Metazoa, Arthropoda, Insecta, Hemiptera, Pentatomidae.
AAUAAGAAUGAAUAUCUUUUAUAUUUAAACAUUUGUUUGCAUAAUUUUUAACUUUGAACGAUUUUAUUUUUUUCAACAUUGAACAAUGUUGGAACAUAUGCUAUCGUUGAAGAAAAAUAAAUAAUAUUCGGUUGUUAAGCGUUAAAUGUCGUACUAAAAUUUUAUUUAAAAAAUUUUGAUAAUCAUCAGUGGUCAUAUCAUCUUAUUGAUAUAAGAUAAAAUGGUACGUGGAUGCGAAGACAGCUGCCGAUGUAAGAGGUGCGAACUGAGGUUGGACGGUAGGCAGAAUGCAUCAUUUCGAUACGACAGGCUACCUUCACUCACACCACCAAAACCGAAGGAAGAACCUUGUCUAGAAGAGAAACCUAGUCCUACCGAGGUACCAGCAGAAGUAGAAGUCGAGCCUACUGUAGAACCGAAGCCGAUGGGCACAGAGAUGGAAGAACUGGAAUUGUUCAAGAUGUACGACGUGAUGAGGACGACGAACCAGGAAUACGGCCUCUGGAUGUUCGACCCGUACCUCCGAGAUAAGGACUGGUUCAAGACGAAACGGUACCCUCUGAAAUCAUCGUACCUUACCAGGCAUUACCACGAAGCAGUAACAGGCACGCAUUUGUGAGCGUAAUACAACGCAUUUUCUCAUUUUGCUAUAAUUUAGUAAAGAAUCAAUGAUUACUUUAUUCGUAAUAAAUCCAAUAUCACU